This is a messenger RNA of Cetraspora pellucida, 387 nucleotides long. NCBI's taxonomy places the organism in Eukaryota, Fungi, Glomeromycota, Glomeromycetes, Diversisporales, Gigasporaceae. The record is from the annotation of a GenBank genome assembly.
AUGGCUACUACAACAAUCAACCCAAAAGCUUUCCCACUUGCGGACGCUGAAUUGACGAAUCAGAUUCUAGAUCUGGUCCAACAAGCAAUGCACUAUAAACAGUUAAAAAAAGGUGCUAACGAAGCUACGAAAACGCUUAAUCGUGGCAUGUCAGAAUUUAUUGUAAUGACGGCUGACGCACAACCGAUAGAGAUUUUAUUACAUCUACCAUUAUUAUGUGAAGAUAAAAACGUUCCGUAUGUUUUUGUCCCUUCAAAAACCGCUCUUGGCCGUGCUUGUGGUGUUUCUCGUGCUGUUAUUGCUGCUUCAAUUACCAAUAAUGAAGCUUCUGAACUUAGACCUCAAAUUCAAGCUAUCAAAUCUCAAAUCGAAAGAUUAUUAAUAUGA